UCAGUCAGGCAGUGAUCGUGGCCGCGCCAAGGGGUGUCUCUUCCGGGGGUUCCGCACAAAGUAGUAAAACGAGGAAGGAGAGAAAAAAAAAAACGGUUCCAGUCACACCAGCACCCACACAAGGCACGACCACCACCCAUCAUCACCCACAGGAUUGGAGCAUUUGGUAGGAUUUGGGGCAUAAAUUGGGCGGAAAAAAGUUUCGUGGGAAAAAACCCCGUAAAUCUGUGAAAAGAAAAAUCUGAUUUCCCGUAGGAAGAAAAGGAAUAAUAGAGUGAGUGCAUCCCACUCUUUCACACGCGUUCCCCACAUACACCCACGUGAGAAUAAUUCGCCAGUGAGUGUGUGUGUGAAAAUCGUCCCAAAUAAUGGAUCUAUAAGCAGCGAAAAUCGAAAGAAAAUCGACCGAUUCUCGAUUCUGCAGCAGCACCUGCAAAGUAUGCAACUGUGAUAGCACACUGGGUGUUGGGGCAAGUGUAGUAGGAUUAGUGCGAUCAAUCAAAUUACAGUGGGUGAACGUGUGCAAAUUUAUCAAAGAAAAGCGAUAAUUUUCGACCCCGAAAUCGACCGAAAAUCGAGAACCCACAGCAGGAGGAGGCAUCGGCCGACCAUCGAGCGAACGAGUGAACAGAGCUCUCUUCUUACAUCAUAGGAUACGCGAAAGCACACGAAAUUAGCAAGCCCCAGUAGAUCAGCACGAUGAAGCGAACACGCCGCGGCCGUUACUGGCACAUGGGCAUCGUGUUCCUGAUCUACUCCAGCUUCCACGCGUACUCGGCCACGAUUGGCGGAAACGGCGGUGAAGACCUUGGCGAUGACUCCGGCGAUCUGGCCUCGGACCUGCCCCCGAACGUAUCGCCCAAUCCGCUGCUAUACUCGACCACGGGCACCACGGACGGCAGCGAGGAGGAGGGCAGCUCGACACCGGAGACGGCCACCGCCAGGAUCCACCACGGCCAUCCGACGUGGCGACCACUCCGCGAGAACUGUACCCCACCAGCGAUCGAGCAGUUCCCGCGGCCACUGAUGGGACCGUACAUAAGGAGGCAUGGUGGCCUCGUGCUGCACGUGCUCGUGGCCAUGUUCACCUUCCUCGGGUUGGCCAUCGUGUGCGACGACUACUUCGUGUCCAGUUUAGAUAGAAUCUGUGAAGAAUUGAAGCUCUCGCCGGAUGUGGCCGGUGCCACGUUCAUGGCUGCCGGCAGUUCAGCGCCCGAGCUGGCCACCGUCGUGAUCGGUGUGUUCUUCGCCAAGGACGACAUCGGCAUCAGCGGUGUGAUCGGUUCGGCUGUGUUCAACAUCAUGUUUGUCAUUUCCGUUUGCGCGCUCUGCUCCGGAACCGUUUCCCAGCUGAACUGGUGGCCGCUGGUGCGGGAUUGUACCUUCUACUCCAUCUCGAUCCUGGUGAUGCUGAUCGUGAUCUUCAACGACGUCAUCUCCUGGAUCGAAUCGCUCGUCAUGCUUAUGUUCUACGUUCUGUACUGCGUCGCACUGCACUUCAACAGUCCGCUCGAAAAGUGGGCCCACACCUGGAAUCUUCCCAUCAAACUUCCAACCAAGGAGGAACAAUCGGCAAUGGUCACGUACAAGAAUCUUCCAGACACUACGUACACCCAGGGACAGCAACCGGGCGCGGAACAACAGCAGCCACCACAACCUGUGGAACAACCUCCGGUAGAUCAAGGUUACGCCGAUCCCAACUCUGGAUGGGAUCCCAACGCGGCCUGGGGUGAACAACAGGCGGCUCCCGCGGUCAACAACAGCUACGCCCAGCCCUCUUACAACCCCAACGACGCCUGGGGAACAGAGGGACAGCAGAACUACGGAUACGAGGACCAGUACGGCCAGGAUGCAGCGAAAUCCCAGCAAGUCGCUCAAGCUCCCCAACAACAGCAGCAGACGGCGGCCGUCACGACCGGAGCGGUUCAACCGGCCGGCGGCGACGACUACUACAAACCCAGGGAACCUCGACCGCAGGACUCGAAGAACCCGCUGGAGAAGCCAGUGGACGGAGGCAUCUUUGCGCAGAUCUCGUGGGCCGUUGUCUACCCGAUCCACUACACCGCUCGGCUCACGAUGCCCGACUGUAAAACGGAGAAGUAUAAGAACUGGUAUCCCUUCACCUUUGUCGUGUCCAUGAUCUGGAUCUCAUUUUACUCCUACUUCAUGGUGUGGAUGAUAACGAUUAUUGGCUCGACCCUCGGCAUCCCUGAUACUGUCAUGGGACUAACGUUCGUAGCUGCCGGUGUAUCCGUCCCGGACGCUCUUAGCUCUAUUGCAGUGAUUAAGGAAGGUUACGGCGACAUGGCCGUUUCCAACGCCGUCGGUUCCAAUGUCUUCGACAUUCUCAUCUGUCUCGGUUUGCCGUGGUUCAUCCAGACGGCAAUCAUCAAACCGGGCUCGCAUGUUAAUGUCAUCAGCAAGGGCCUGACCUACUCCACCCUGUCGUUAUUGUCCACCGUGUUUUUCCUUCUGUUCGCGACCCACAUGAACGGCUGGAAGCUGGACAAACGUCUCGGUAUCAUCCUGAUGGUGUGGUACCUGCUCUUCAUUACCGUUGCCUCGCUGUACGAGCUCAACUUCUUCGGCCAGCUGAACCCACCCGAAUGUCCCAGCAUCUACUAAAUACCAGACCUCCGUUCAAGCAACCCCGUUCGGUUCCAGCUCUACACACGCCUCAUCAUACGUCAAUUUUAGUCUCCCCCUCUCUAAACUAUCCUUGGCACAACCACACCUGUCUACCCUUUUGUUUACCAACACAAGCACAUCCAAUGCCAGUUCUUAGCGUUAAAACUGUUACGGAUCGCAUAACCCCAGACGGAUAUACUAAUUAAGUCCCUAAGUUUUCCCGAUUCUGUUUUUCUAGGACAAUAAGAAGAAGAAGAGCAUAUUGAACAUUCAUUCUGUCUAAGUGUGAGUGACUGUGUAUCGCCAGAUCUAUCAUCGUGACCCACGGUAGGUCCGUUAACCUAUUAACGUCAACCAACGGUUCUUUCCAUACGAUUUUACUUUAACCGUUAGUUAGUUUCUAUAUAUUUACAUUUUACCAUACAAAUCAAACUGAACUGAUUGCUUCCCUCGUUUAGUUAUACCGUAUAGUAUGUUUAAAGUUAUGUUUAAGUACCUCGUUUCAAGUAUAGUCACACACAAACAUACACAAACUCUCACACUUGUUGCUCGAAGUUCACUGAAUCUCACAAACACUUGUAGUGACAAGUUUAGUAUAAAAUACUGUUAAUUAGUUUUGUAGCUUUCGAAAAAGGUUAUUUUUCAUUCUUUGGUGCCAAUAACCGAUUGCUAUAAAAAUCACAUGUCUGGCAGGUGGCAGAAUUAUAGCAAUCAGCCAUUAUGGCACCACGCGUAGCGUCUUCACUAAUACAAACACAACUUUACAAGCAAGCGCAGCAGCGGCUGUGCCCUACUAACACAAUCCCACACAUCAUUACACAAACAGUUGCGUUUGUUGUAAAGGCACAUUUUUUGCGUUGUAUCUUUUUUUUAGGUUAAAAUCAAAGAUGAUUACUUUUGGUUAUUUUUUCACCAAAUUGCUCUCUAUGACCUGUAAAUACACCGCGCGUAUAACUGAUCUAUGUAAAAGUAUGUAAAAUAUUAACCUUUCGAGUCUCCGCUAAACUUUUCCUCCUAUCUGUUGUAAUUGAGACUACUAAUAGCUCAAACCACUAUCAAAAGUAGAGUUUUACUCGGUAAUAUCGAGAGGUGAGAGCUUUGCUAGAACUGACAAUAUUGUUUCACUCGAAUAGAUUUCAUUUUAUCUAUGUAAGCUUAGCCAGUAACUAUAUACUGUCAAACUUAAAUCUAUUAAGCCGAUAGAUCUUGACGACUUAGCUUCACCACCGUAAAUGUAAUCUGUUAUGUUUGUUUGAACUUAUUUCAAGUUACAAGACAUGUUCUUUCUAUCUUCAUUAGAUAUUAGCAAAAGUAAAGUUUCACCACAAGAAAAGCAAACAAAAAACAAUUUGCAAAACCCAAAACAGCGAAUAUUAAGUAAAACGGGCAGAUGAAUUUUACAUAAGGAAAUCAUAUAUACAUAGAUAUUAAUAUAUUUACCAAAUUGCGAUCAAAAAGACGGUAUCGAGAGAGUACAUUAAGUGAGUUAGUCCUAACCCUAUAGAUCGUUAACAUUCCUCUCUGACGUAAGCUGAGAAAAACAAAAAACUGAACUUAUUUACCUUACUUAAAGUUAUCCUUAAAUAAUCCCCAACCACACCGUAUAUGAAUGUCAACGUUAUAUUUACAACCAAGUUAUUCUAACUAAACACAAUCGAUUGUUUCAUUUGUGCAUCCUAUUACUUCCGACCAAUGAAGCAACUUUUACGACUAGUCACGAAUCUAAGUUUAAUUAAGGCUUUAGCGAAUUCUUCCCAACUCGCGGACCACCUGGUUUUCCCCCCUCUCCAAGCAUUAUUCAACUUCCGCCGACAAACUCAAAUGGACUCGAAAAGGACUUCAUCGCAUGGCGCGUUUCAAACACGAAAUCGAUAAGCAAAAUAAAUCACCCCCCAAAGAGCAACGCAAAAAUGGAUAAUAACCCUCACAGCACCAGCAUUUGAUGGAUUGUUUGUAUGUUUUUGUCCCAUCAUCGAUUAAGAAAUUGUUA
Culex pipiens pallens (northern house mosquito) is the source of this 4618-nucleotide messenger RNA. RefSeq names its product probable sodium/potassium/calcium exchanger CG1090. The transcript is spliced from 4 exons. Lineage: Eukaryota; Metazoa; Arthropoda; Insecta; Diptera; Culicidae. Bases 700 to 2625 code for a protein of 641 amino acids. Gene Ontology annotation, molecular function: calcium channel activity; calcium, potassium:sodium antiporter activity. Gene Ontology annotation, cellular component: membrane. The record is from RefSeq and is a predicted model, not a curated record. Gene Ontology annotation, biological process: calcium ion transmembrane transport; intracellular calcium ion homeostasis.